Hippocampus comes (tiger tail seahorse) is the source of this 4581-nucleotide messenger RNA. RefSeq names its product family with sequence similarity 135 member B (gene fam135b). The coding region runs from base 222 to 4280 and encodes 1352 amino acids. NCBI's taxonomy places the organism in Eukaryota, Metazoa, Chordata, Actinopteri, Syngnathiformes, Syngnathidae. The record is from RefSeq and is a predicted model, not a curated record. The transcript has 20 exons. Gene Ontology annotation, biological process: lipid metabolic process.
UAUUUUUGCACAGAUGCCACAGUUCCAAACAUCAACGGUCUGAGAAUAUAGGGGACUGUAAUCACAAUGAGGUAACGUGUUGCAUUCAUUUGUGCGGCCUCUUCUGUGACUUCUGCUGCUGGGAUUGCAACAGCAGAGCAGGAGAGCAGAAGAUCACGUCGGUGCCUUGCAACAGGCAGAGAACAAAUAGUCGCUGUCAUGCCUAUCUUAGCGCAUGACAGAUGGAAUGGCGCGCCGACAAGUUUGCAACGAGGCGGCUGACUACAAGCUGUGAUGACUGGGAUGAUAUCAUGUCUGAAGUACAGGGAACAUUGGAGUUUUCCGUAGAGUUGCACAAGUUUCAUAACGUGGAUCUUUUCCAGAGAGGGUUCUACCAGGUACGAACAGGGUUGAAGGUCUCCCCUCGGGUGCUCCACAGAUUAAUAGUGACAACGCAAGAUAAUGCAGCAGGCGAAUGCAGCUUCAGCUCCCCGGGGGUGUACGACGGCACCGUGUUCAGCCGCAUAUUUCAGAUCCUUUACCGGAAUGAGGAUAUCACCGUCAACGACAGCAUGCUCUUCAAAGUGCAUCUGCUGCUGGAUGGAGAGAGGCUGGGGGAGGCUCUCAGCGAGGUGGACUUCCAGCUGAAGCUGGAUCUUCACUUCACUGACAACGAGCAGCAGUUGGCCGACAUCGUCUCGGUCCCGUUGAUCAGCAGCCGCACCCUCAAUCUCCACUUCCACCCGCAGAGAGGCUUGCAUCAUCAUGUUCCCGUCAUGUUCGACUACUUCCACCUGUCCGUCAUUUCCGUCUCCGUCCACGCCUCACUGGUUGCCUUACAUCAGCCGCUGAUCAGCUUUGCUGACACAGGAAAGGGCUCCUGGCUGGGAAAAGGUUCACUGGAGAGCACCGGUGACCAAGCGGCCGUCUCUGUGGAAAACCUCGUCUUUGGAGCAGGGUACUGCAAGCCCGUCAUCUCGGAGGGGAGCUUUUAUGUGCCGAGCGAGGACUGCCUGCAAAGAGCGCACACUUGGCACAGAAGACUGUGUCGCCUCCUGCUGUCCGCCCGCGGUGGUCUUAGCCGCUACUGCGCCGCGCUGAUGAAAGAAGUCCCGCAGCUACAGCAGAUGCCGGUGGACGCGGAGGUCCUGCCCGUCGAAGAGAUUCUAAAUCAGCUCGCGAUAGAGUUACAGCUGCAGGAGGGCCGCGAGAAGGUGGCCGAGCAGAUCAGCAGGGACGUGGGCCACCUCUGCACGCAGCUGACCGCCCUCUGGCGUUGCUUCCUGGAGGCGGCCGCGCUCAACCCCCACGUCCUGUCCUACGUGGCUCAGGAGCACCACACUCUCAGGGUGAGGAGGUUUUCAGAGGCGUACUUUUUCACAGAGCACCCCAAAGAGACAUCGCUUCUAUUUCAAGAGGAUCUGAUCAGCAGACAGGGCCAGAUUGCAGCAGAAGUACGGUCUUCGGACUACUUGGCCAAAAUGCCUCCUUUACCCGUCGAGUGCCUGGACAUUGAUGGCGACUGGAACAGCCUUCCCAUCAUCUUUGAGGACCGAUAUGUGGAGUUUUCUGCAAAAGAGCGGGUAGCGCAUGCGCCGGUUCUUGCGACGUCCGACGAUCGGACCGACGCGGGGGCUGUCGUCGUGGCUCACCCAAGUGGUCCGAGGGCCAAAUGCUUUGAAGUAUCCCAGGAUGCUUCGGAUAGCGACGACUGCAUGGAUUUGACCACCUAUGUGUCGCUCAUCGGAAAGCGGAGCAACCGCAGACGUUCUCGGGACGCUCUUCCGAUGGAGGAAAGAGCAGAGCGACCGGCGGCGGAUCCGCAGGAAUCAAAGGACAUCUCAUCAGUCGAGGAAAGUUCAGGCCUGGGAAAAUCUGCGGAUCUUGUCGCUUGUCAAACAGAAGAAGCCCUCAGGAAUGGGAACGUGCAUCUUAUUCCGGAAGAUUGCAUCCAUCGUUUUGAUGCCUCAAAGGACAACAGUAGCCAAAAGAGUGACGACAACGACUUUGAGAUGUCUGUGCCAUUAACUCAGUUCGCGGAUUAUGAAAGUGAGGAUGCUCCAGUCGGCACCCCCGCGGUGUCCGCACAUUCUGUUUCAUCGUCCUCUCUCGGCGGUCUCCGAAAGGAGUUGCCCCCUCGAGGAGGUCCGGUCAUCUCGAAGAUGAUCAAGCGCUCAUCCUCGGUCAUUUCGGACUCGGGUAUCGAGAGCGAGCCCAGCUCUGUGGCGUGGCCUGUUGAAAUGGUCCUGCGGGCUAAACCCGCUUUGGACUUCUCCAGCGAACGGGAGAUCCCGCGGCAGAAAGUGUCUCGCCACCCGGUCCUUCGCGGCUCUUUGGAGGGCCUGCAGAUGGAGAGCAACGGUAGCAUUCCAAGCGGAGGUAUUCAGGCCUCCUUGACGUCCAUAAGUUCCCUGCCUUACGAGGACGAACGGGAGCAGAGCCACGGCGGCAAACUGACCAAAUCCAUGUCCGCACCGCAGAUCAGUAGCCCGGACGACAACGAGGAAGACCGCGCGCCUCUAAUUCAAGAGGCGCACGCCUCGAGUGGUUUAAUGCCACACCCACGUUCCGAUCAAGCCCAUUUUUCUUUGACCUCGGAGCGGUCGGAAUCCUCCAUUUUAGACACAAGUUCGAUGACAAACAACAGUACCGAAGGCACCGUCGGUUCUGAAACGUCGAAUCAUCGGCAAAACGUUAUUGAGAUCGACAAAUCCAGCUCGGCGCCAAGUUGCGAGUCUGUGGCGGGCCCUCAGGUUAAGGAGAGUCCUGUUACGGACUGCCAUGGCCAGUAUGUAAAUCAUCACAUCGGCGGGGUAAGUGCCUCUGUGGAGGAUGUGCAGCUCGCAGCUUUGGAAGCACUUCCCCGCAGGAGUGAGCACGAGCCAAGUGCUCAUAAAAGCGCAACGGACCGGCAGAGUGGCAUCAAUGUCGAUGAGAACCAAAGUCUCCACCAGACUGAAUUUCGUAACCAGGAGUCCAGAACACUUCCGCCAUCUUCGGAAGGCUGCGACCUCACGAGGGUGACAAGCCAUGAGAUCACCACACACGGUGACCACAACGGGACGUCAGCCAAUGAGAACGGAGUGGCAGGUGACCCGACGAAACCCUCCAAGGUGCCCAACUCGGGCUUGGCCUUCGUCAAUAAGAAAAUGGUGGAGGUGGUGAACAUGUCGGUGUCCUGCGCGCCCACCUGUCUGCCCUUCUCCUCUGCUCUAAGAGACUCUCCGUCCAUGAGCGGCAUGUCCGCCCGCCUGACGACCUCGCCCAUUACCAACCAGCCGCUGGGCUCGUUUGGCAUCAUCUCCUCAACGUUAGCCAACCCUUUUGGCGUGGACCAGGAGGUCAACGAACGCAUGCUGAGUUUCUUUAAAGCCAAAGAGGAGCUGUUUAAAGGCAUGAGCUUCCUGGGCGGCCUUUACAGCGACCUGCCCCUGCUGGCAUCUGACUUGCCCUACUUCCCGCCCGAGGAGGACGACGAGGAGUUUGACGACGGCAUACACCUCGUGGUGUGUGUGCACGGGCUGGAUGGAAACAGCGCAGACCUUCGCCUGGUGAAGACGUUCAUCGAGUUAGGCCUGCCAGGAUCCCGGCUGGACUUCCUCAUGUCUGAAAGAAACCAGGCUGACACGUUUGCUGAUUUUGACACCAUGACGGACAGAUUGCUGGAUGAGAUCAUUCAGCACAUCCAGUUGUACAAUCUCACCAUAGGCAGGAUCAGCUUCAUCGGACAUUCUCUGGGGAACGUCAUUAUCCGCUCGGUGCUGACGAGGCCUCGCUUCCGCUGCUAUCUGCCCAGACUGCACACGUUCCUCUCGCUGUCCGGCCCGCACUUGGGGACGCUGUACAACAACAGCGCGCUGGUCAGCACAGGUCUGUGGUUAAUGCAGAAGCUGAAGAAAUCGGGAUCCUUGCUGCAGCUCACCUUCAGAGACAACACGGAUCCGCGGAAAACCUUCCUUUAUCUCCUGAGUCAGAAACCCGGGCUGCAGUUCUUCAAGAAUGUGGUGCUGGUGGCGUCGCCCCAGGACCGUUACGUUCCUUUCCACUCUGCCCGAAUCGAGAUGUGCAAAACCGCUCUCAAAGACAAAACCACAGGCCCCGUCUACACGGAGAUGAUCAACAACCUGCUGCAGCCUCUCGUAGAGGCCAAAGACUGCCGGUUAAUCCGUCAGAACGUUUUCCACGCUCUGCCCAACACGGCCAACACGCUGAUCGGCCGAGCCGCCCACAUCGCCGUCCUGGACUCCGAACUUUUCCUCGAGAAGUUCUUCUUGGUGGCGGGACUUGACUACUUCAAAUGACGGUGCUUUGGUCUCUUUUUACCACCAACGUGUAUGAAUAUACUGGACUCUUCUGUGUAGAUAGCCUUGUCAGGAACUGUUUCAAGCGCUCACCCAGUGUGAGUGUGACUCGUAGCCAUGCCAAUUGUAACAUAAAUAUGGACCAUCUAUCCUGCAUAGAUGCUUGCCUUAUCACUAACCUCUCAGCCGCAACACUUCACACGUGCUAACUGUUUCUUCUUGUCGGAGGAAUUUGACGGGCGCGGACCGAUUCGUCGCCAUCCGAGUAGCCUUCGUGAAGUACGCGCGCACAAUGUGUCGG